Antechinus flavipes (yellow-footed antechinus) is the source of this 2894-nucleotide messenger RNA. It is a transcript of the gene ZW10, whose product is annotated as zw10 kinetochore protein. The record is from RefSeq and is a predicted model, not a curated record. Lineage: Eukaryota; Metazoa; Chordata; Mammalia; Dasyuromorphia; Dasyuridae. The transcript has 16 exons. Gene Ontology annotation, biological process: endoplasmic reticulum to Golgi vesicle-mediated transport; mitotic cell cycle; mitotic spindle assembly checkpoint signaling. Bases 76 to 2412 code for a protein of 778 amino acids. Gene Ontology annotation, cellular component: RZZ complex; chromosome, centromeric region; nucleus.
UGCGCUGGCGCGGGAGGCGGUGGCGGUCGCUGUGGCUUUCCCGGGGAAUUGGGGUCGGCAGUCUUGGGUAAGACUAUGUCUUCGUUUGUGACUGAAGUGCUGGCGCAUUCAGGACGUCUGGAGAAGGAGGAUCUAGGCACUCGGAUCGGUCGCUUGACCAGGAGGGUGGAGGAGAUCAAGGGUGAGGUGUGCAGCAUGAUCAAUAAGAAGUACAAUGAAUUCUUGCCCAGCAUGCAAAGUGCCCAGGACUUGGUAACCCAGGUCGAUGAGCUAUGUGAUGACAUUGAUCUGCUGAAGUCCAGGGUGGAGAGUGAGGUACAACAGGACCUUCAUGUAUCCAUUGCGGAAUUUACACAACUGAAGCAGCAGCUGGAAAGAGACACGGUGGUUCUGAGUAUGCUUAAACAGCUUCAAGAGUUUUCCACUGCCAUCGAAGACUAUAAUUGUGCCUUAUCAGAGAAGAAAUAUGUUGCUGCUGCUCAGCACUUGAAAAAGGCACAGAACUGCUUGAAGUCGUUAAAAUCCAGGAAAGGCUUUGAAUUACAGAUUUUCAAAUCCCUCAGUGUGGAGCUCACAAUCCAAAAGCAGAACAUACUCUACCACCUUGGGGAGGAGUGGCAGAAGCUGGCUGCAUGGAAGCUUCCUACAUCUAAAGUUAGCAGCUUGGAAUCUGUCCUACAGACGGAACUUCACUUGUGUACCGAACCUUCUCAGAAAGAAGAUGAAGCUCCCUCCCCUCCUAUCAGUUCUAUACUGUUGGCAUUUGCUCUUGUUGGCGAGCUACACACCAAACUUAAAUCCUUCAGCCAGUUGCUGCUGAAGUACAUCAUUAGGCCCCUGGUAUUUUAUCCAUCCCUCCAUGCUCUGAUUGAUACCCAUCCUGAUACAGUUGUCUUUCGAUUUGAAUCUGUAGCGACUGAGUUGGAACAUUCAUCUCCACCUGAGGUAUUUACAAAGAUCAGACUGGUGCUGGAAGUUCUUCAGAAACACCUGCUGGACUUGCCUCUUGGUGAUGAUUUGGAAGAUGAAAAAUUAUCUAAGAUUGUAUUGGCAGAGAUUGUGGGUGACAUGAUCUGGGAAGAUUUGUCUGAGUGUCUCAUUAAGGAUUGUUUGGUUUAUUCCAUUCCAACAAACAGCAGCAAAUUAGAACAAUAUGAAGAGGUGAUACAGUCCACUGAAGAAUUUGAAAAUGCUCUUAAGGACAUGAGAUUUUUAAAAGGAGAUACUACUGAUUUGUUGAAAUAUGCCCGUAAUAUCAAUUCUCAUUUUGCUAACAAGAAGUGCCAAGAUGUGAUUGUGGCAGCUAGAAACCUAAUGACUUCAGAGAUUCACAAUACUGUAAAGAUCAGUCCAGAAGCUAAGAUAGUUUUGCCGGAAUUACCAGCCCCUGAUGAUGGUAAUGGGCUCAAAAUGCAAAAAGCUUCCAAAAGUCUGCACAAUGAAAUGAUGAAUCUAGACACUGAAAAUAAACUGGGUGAGCAUUCUUUCUCUUUGCCAACAUGCCGAAUCAGUGAAUCUGUGGAAAAACUGAUGGAGCUGGCCUAUCAAACUUUAUUGGAAGCAACAACUAGCAGUGAUCAAUGUGCCGUUCAGCUUUUCUAUUCAGUGAGGAAUAUCUUUCAUUUGUUCCAUGAUGUUGUGCCAACAUAUCACAAGGAGAAUCUUCAGAAACUUCCCCAGUUGGCUGCCAUUCAUCACAACAACUGCAUGUUCAUCGCUCAUCACUUACUGACCCUAGGGCAUCAGUUCAAGUUACGCCUUGCCCCUGUUCUUUGUGAUGGCACCACUACUUUUGUGGAUCUUGUACCAGGUUUCAGAAGACUUGGGACAGAGUGUUUCCUGGCCCAGAUGAGGGCACAGAAGGGAGAGCUUCUGGAACGACUAUCAAGUGCAAGGAACUUUUCAAAUAUGGAUGAUGAAGAUAACUAUUCUGCAGCAAGCAGAGCAGUUCGGCAGGUAUUACAUCAGUUAAAAAGACUUGGAGUUGUGUGGCAAGAUGUGCUUCCAGUAAAUAUAUAUUGCAAAGCUAUGGGGACCUUACUUAACACAGCCAUUGCUGAGAUCAUCAGCAGAAUCACUACCCUAGAGGACAUCUCUACCCAAGAUGGCGACAGAUUGUACUCUUUAUGUAGAACAAUAGUGGAAGAAGGACCCCAGGUAUUUACACCAUUACCUGACGAAAAUGAAAAUAAGAAAUUUCAAGAAGAGGUUCCCGUCUAUGUGCCCAAAUGGAUGCCGUUCAAAGAGUUGAUGCUGCUGCUGCAAGCAAGUCUGCAAGAAAUUGGAGAUCGGUGGGCUGAUGGGAAGGGUCCCUUGGCAACUGCCUUCUCCUCUGGUGAAGUGAAGGCUUUAAUCCGGGCCUUGUUUCAGAACACGGAAAGAAGAGCAGCUGCCCUUGCUAAGAUUAAAUAACCCUGUCUUCCAAUGAAAGCCACACCAUCAGUGUAAGGAAUCUUCUUCUGGCAUAAUAACUUCUGCCAUUCUCUGGAGAUACCUAUUAAUUUUGAUGAACUUCCUGCCAGAAUAUCAUGGAAUUUGACUUUAUACAAAGACUGUCCUAUAUCCCUGGCCUGAAUGAGAUUUGGCAGAAAAUGUGCCACAUCAGCAAGACAAGAGAUGGAGUGGAGCAGGGCGUCUCAGGGGACUUCCUGUUAUCUGCAGGAAAAAUAUUAUUUCCUUCUGCUUCCAGGGCCUUUUGGGAGCUGUGUCCCAAGAGGAAGUGGUCCCUGAUUCCAGACCAGGAAAUCAGGGACAUUAACUUAGUGGGGAACUGGCAUCCAACUUCCCUGUGGGAAGGAUAUUUUUUGAAGGGAGUUUACAGCACCUUAGUUGGCCUAACAUUACUAAGUGGACUUCCUGCAUAUCACCUUUCCAAUAAAUGACACUUUUCAGAA